AUGAGUGGUACUGAGCAACAGCCCAGUGUGGAAAACACUGAUACAACUGGUACUGACCCAGGAAAUAGUGCGAGCGCUCCACCAUUGUUACCCCAUUUACAGCAACAGCAACAACAGCUACAACAACAUGAAUCCGCCGAGAUAAACUACGAACAAGAAGCUCAAAAAUUGGAAGAUAAGGCACUUAGAUUCUUAGCUAAGCAAGCACAUCCUGUAAUUAUCCCAUCCUUUGCCGCAUGGUUUAAAUUCUCAGAGAUACAUGAAAUUGAGAAAAGGUCACUACCAGACUUCUUUGACGAUUCAUCAAGGUUUAAAACCCCAAAGGCCUAUAAGGAUGCCAGAAACUUUAUGAUUAACACUUAUCGACUCUCACCAUAUGAAUAUCUUACCAUGACCGCUGUAAGAAGGAACAUUGCCAUGGAUGUCGCGUCUAUCGUCAAGAUCCAUGCAUUUUUAGAGAAAUGGGGGUUAAUCAACUACCAGAUAGAUCCACGUUCCAAACCAACUUUAAUUGGUCCAAGCUUUACAGGUCACUUCCAAGUAAUUUUGGAUACGCCACAAGGUUUGAAACCAUUUGUACCACCAGAGUUAACUACUGACGAUAACGGUGAAACGGCAAAGCCUGCAUCCACUGAAGGAUUUACAGAGGAGCAAACUGUAAAGCGUGAAAAAUUCCCCAUAAAUUUAUCGCUAAAGACAAGCGUUUACGAUACGACACAAGAUUUUAACGCAUUGCAAUCGAGGGAUAAAAGUUCAAGACAAAUUCACAAGACUUAUAUCUGUCACACGUGUGGUAACGAUGCGGUAGUGGUACGUUAUCACAAUUUGCGUGCAAGAGAUGCCAACUUGUGUUCAAGAUGUUUCCAAGAAGGUCAUUUUGGUGCUAAUUUCCAAGCUUCAGAUUUCGUAAGGUUAGAAAAUGAUGCCCCCACAGGCAAAAGACAUUGGUCGGACCAAGAAGUAUUAUUACUGUUGGAAGGUAUCGAAAUGUAUGAAGAUCAAUGGGAAAAAAUUGUAGACCAUGUAGGCGGUACCAAAACUUUGGAAGAAUGUGUGGAGAAAUUUUUAAGCCUACCGAUUGAAGACAAUUACAUUGAUGAUGUUAUAGGAUCGGGCAAAAAAGCAAGUUCGUCUUUAGCAGGAAAUGGAGAUGCCGGUACUGGUGAUGUCAAACCAUUUGAUUCUGUGAAGGCCGUGGACGUUACGAUAAAAGCACUUUUAGAUGGUCUUCACAAGCAAACGUUGGAAGAAGCUGUACCGCUAUCUGCUCGUAACGCAUCACAAAAAUAUUUACAAGAGACACAAUCAGUGGUUCAAGAACUGGCGCAAUUAACAUUAAAAAAGUUGGGUAUAAGAUUUGAGCAAAUGAACAAAGUGGAAACUGCGCUACAACAGGAAAAACGUAGAUACGUGGAGGAAUCAGAAAAAAUGUUAAAUGACAGAAUAUCACUAAGCAAACAAGUAAAUGAAAUCAAUUCUGAACUAUCCAAAUUAAACGUCUCAAAAAAAUUGGUGCUGGUAUCAGAGCAAGUUGACUCAGGUAUAAAGCUGGUUGAAGAGGAGAACCAAGAACAACAAGAUAAAGAAAUAUUAGGUAAGAAAUCUGAGGAAGAAAUGGAGGCCAUCUCACAGGCAGAACCUCAAGUAUACAAACCUUGGUCUUUGUAA
Zygosaccharomyces rouxii is the source of this 1668-nucleotide messenger RNA. It is a transcript of the gene RSC8, whose product is annotated as Rsc8p. NCBI's taxonomy places the organism in Eukaryota, Fungi, Ascomycota, Saccharomycetes, Saccharomycetales, Saccharomycetaceae. Gene Ontology annotation, biological process: positive regulation of DNA-templated transcription. Gene Ontology annotation, molecular function: DNA binding; histone binding; zinc ion binding. The transcript has a single exon. Gene Ontology annotation, cellular component: SWI/SNF complex. The coding region runs from base 1 to 1668 and encodes 555 amino acids. The record is from RefSeq and is a predicted model, not a curated record.